Aspergillus calidoustus is the source of this 714-nucleotide messenger RNA. NCBI's taxonomy places the organism in Eukaryota, Fungi, Ascomycota, Eurotiomycetes, Eurotiales, Aspergillaceae. The record is from the annotation of a GenBank genome assembly.
AUGACGGUCAUCUGGGGCCUCGAUCUCCACGAGAUCCAAUGGCGCAAGUUCAAGUCCGCGUACAUGUUCGACCGCACCUACCACCUCCGCCGCACAAAGAUGGUCGUCUACCAGCUCGCCAUGAUCCUCUGCGUGUGUUCGGAAUCCGUCGGGACGGCGGCGUUUUCAGACUACCUCGACCAACAAAGCGAAAUCCAAGGCCAACACCCGGGGGUCAAAAUCCACAACAACAGCUUCAUCGGCGCAGCGUCCUACAACAUCUUUGUCGGCAUCGCCGUCGCAUUCAUCUUCGGCGCCGCGUUCUUCUUCGAUCUGUUUUGGCCGGAACGGCACGAGUGUAAGCAUGUGAGGAUUUCGUGGAAGAUCUCCGCCGUUGUUGUUACGAUUAUGAUGUUGAGUUCGGCGUUGACGUUGACGUGCAUCGGUGCCCUCCACGACGCAACGGUCACAGGGACGGAUCCCGACACGGCCGAGACGUUUCGACUCGAGUCUGCGAAGCAGCCUACGUACAGAUACCGCAACAACCCGAAAGUAAUAGCGGCCGUCGUCCUCGCCUGGCCCGGCUGGGCCUUUUGUGUGGUGAGCACAAUCAUCCUGUGGAAGUCGCAGAACCACGACGACAAGUUCGGGCCCAAGUCGGAUUACGGACGGAGCCUCGAGGGUGGGGAUCGGAUUGUGUCGCCGUAUAAAGAGGAGAGGGCAGGGUCGGAAUAG